AGGGCCGCCCCCGGCCCCACGUGGCUCGGGGGACACGCCGGGUUUAUAAGGCGUCCCCGGCCACCGCACGGGUGCGGGAGACGGCGGCGGCUCUGGCCGGGAGCGGGAUUCGAACCCGCGGUCCUCGGAUGCGCCCGGCCAGCCACGGCGGGGCCCCGGCCGGCAGCGGGUCAUGGAGCUGCCCACGGAGCUGCCCACGGAGCUGCCCACGGCUGCCGGUACCACCUGGGGCAACGGGACCGCCUGGGCCCCCCUGCCCGGCCACGGGGUCAACGACACGGGGCCGCAGCGGGCCAAGAACGCCACGUCCAUCCUCAUCGCCAUCGUCAUCACCGCGCUCUACUCCGUGGUGUGCGUGGUGGGGCUGCUGGGCAACGUCCUGGUCAUGUACGGCAUCGUCAGGUACACCAAGAUGAAGACGGCCACCAACAUCUACAUCUUCAACCUGGCCCUGGCAGACGCGCUGGCCACCAGCACGCUGCCCUUCCAGAGCGCCAAGUACUUGAUGGAGACCUGGCCCUUCGGGGAGCUGCUCUGCAAAGUCGUGCUCUCCAUUGACUACUACAACAUGUUCACCAGUAUCUUCACGCUCACCAUGAUGAGCGUGGACCGCUACGUCGCCGUGUGUCACCCGGUCAAGGCCCUGGACUUCCGCACGCCGGCCAAGGCCAAGGUCAUCAAUGUCUGCAUCUGGGUGCUCUCCUCCCUCAUCGGGGUGCCCAUCAUGGCCAUGGCAGUCACCAAGUCAAAAGAUGGGGUGGUGCUGUGCACGCUCCAGUUUCCUGAUCCCCCCAUCUACUGGGACACUGUGACCAAGAUCUGCGUCUUCAUCUUCGCCUUCAUGGUCCCCAUCUUGGUCAUCACCAUCUGCUACGGGCUGAUGAUCCUUCGACUGAAGAGCGUCCGCCUCCUCUCGGGCUCCAAGGAGAAAGACCGCAACCUGCGGCGCAUCACGCGCAUGGUGCUGGUGGUGGUGGCAGCCUUCAUCAUCUGCUGGACGCCCAUCCACAUCUUCGUCAUCGUCUGGACGCUGGUGGACAUAGACAAGAAGAACCCCUACGUGGUGGCCAGCCUGCAUUUCUGCAUCGCCCUGGGUUAUACCAACAGCAGCCUCAACCCCGUCCUUUACGCUUUCCUGGAUGAAAAUUUCAAGAGGUGUUUCCGAGAGUUUUGCCUGCCUUUCCGAGCACGCGUGGACCAGAACAGCUUCUCCCGUGCCAGAAACACCACGCGGGAGCGCAUUUCCACCUGCACCCCUUCUGAAGCCCGCAACAAGCCGGCAUGACUAGACGUGGGCAGCCUCCAGCGGGGCUGCCGGGGCCACGGAGGGGACGACCUGCGCUCAGAAGUGACCCAGGUCACCACCACGGAGCUCUAGCAGAGUGGUGGCCCGGGCACUGCUCAGUAACACCGCUGGGUUUAUGUUCAGACUGACAGCAAGUGACUGCAAAGACUUUUUUCAUCCUGGAGAACCAGGGAUAGGGGAAUCGGGACUCACCAAGCAAUGUAGGGAGAGGACCAAAACAAGAGGCACCCUGGGCAGAGCUGCUCUGCUGCUGCUUCCACCGUGGCCGGGGACAGCCGGCAGCUCCAUACACCCAACAAGGGCUGUCACCCUCCGACACACGGCUAUCGGCAAAGCCUAAGCAUCGUGGGACACCAUGAUUGCAAUGACCACGUGCUUCUUCUCCUGCAUGGGCCAAGAUGGCACCACAGCCCACGGCAGGAGGGGAAACACUCCCGUGGCAAAAGGGAGCUGUGCCGGGGGGUGAUGCCACAUCAUGGGACCUCACUCCAUCCCCCUCUGAGCUGUGUCCAAAAAACGGCCAGAGAUGGGAAGAGACAACAAUACCGCUUCAGAGACAAUGCUAUCAAAGAGCUCCAGAUCCACAGUAAAAAUUUUACUGGAGUCCUUCAAACGAGAACUGCCCCGGAGGACAACUUUCUACUGUUAAUGUCAUUACUGUAUUAUUUAGAGACCUCUGACUGCAGCCGUAGUCACAGAUGUGAUGCUGGGAAUUCGGAUACGGCCAGGGGACGGGUCGGGGGAUGAAGCAGGGCACAUUCCAAUCUCACCCUGUGUCCACGUGGCGAUGCCAAAUUCCCCUGGCCCAGCAUCCAUCAGGGUGAUGGGGAACCGCUCCUCGCCCAUCUGCCUCCAAAGACAUUAAACCGGAGAAAGAUCUCAUUAAGCGAGCAACUGUGGGGACUUGAGGAGUUUCUCACAGUGCUAAAGCAAUUAGGAUGGACUAACGGGCGGUGCUGCGAGGUCUCUCCCUCCCCUGCCCGUUAGGUGAAGGAUGAGCAACAGCACUGCCCAGAUUUCCUUUAGCAAAGCCAAAAGGGAUAGGAUGGGGGUUUUUUUUUAGUAGAAGAUGGGAAAAACAUCAGCAUCAUUUCAUAAUUCCCCAAGCAGGGACAGAGGUUGUGCAAGCACUGAGAGAGGACCCACAGCCUGCGAGAGGCAGAAAUUUUGGGAUUUCAUGCUCAGCCCUCAUCUGGAUGGAGCAGCCAUCCCUCCGAAGAGGCGGCCGAGCUCGAAGGCAGCGCAUCCUGCAGGAGCCACCGGCCAGGGACCUCUGGACCACAUCAUCUGCUGCUAAACAAUGACUGAUGGGUCCUCCCAGGCUUCCGCUCCCUGAACACCCCCGCCAGCCCCACGCCGGCUGCGAGCAGCAUCCGGGAGCCGCGACUUUUCCUUCCUCUCACCUUCCCACUGCCGCGGCUGCAGCCGGGAGGUCAAACGACCUGAGGAGGAGGAGGCUCAGAGGGAGCAGUAAUAGCAUUUAGUGGACAAAUUGAUGCAGCUGGAGGAAGCAAGCAAGUGCCCGGGUGCACCUGGGGCUCGUGGGCUGGAUGGAGAGUCUGGGUUGUGUCUCUGGUUUUUCCAGUUGCAUCAAUUUAGCCUAAUAAAGGCCAUUACCUCUCCUUACCAGCCCAACCUUUCUCCAGAGCCUGUGGAAAUUGCAGCCUCCCCUUUAGGAAGGCAGAGCCGACGAGGCAGCCAAAACCAAUUUCUUUUUCAAAGGAAUCAAAUAGGGUGAAAUUGCCCAUUUGGAUCUCAAAUGAAUUGCCACCAAAGCGUGCAAGCGAUCCUCGUCUGCCUGCACCGUGUCCUCCCCCCCUGAGCAAAAGCCCCUUGCUCGGCGUUGCAUCAACCUGGACAUCUCCAGCUCCCACCCAGGGCUCCUUGGGAUCCCUUUGCAGGCACGGAGAGAGUCCUGGACCACUGGCAGAGCCACGCUCUGUCUCCUCAUCCCCUGCUGCUGCAAGCCUGGCUGCUCAUAGAGCAUCGGGUGCAGGAGGGCGAGCAGGUUUGGCUCCAGGGCAGGAAUUGGGGGAAAACCCCCAGGGUCCCACGAGGCUGAGCUUUGGCUCCAUGCGAAGAGAGACUAAGGUUUCUAAGGUGGUCCUCUGACACCCUUCAGCUCCCCACCUCCACCCACCGUGGGGGCAAAACCCUCAGUACCACGUGGUGGGAAAGGCUCUUGGUUUGGGAGCGAGGUCUUGGCAAUGGUGGGAUGUCCCAACAGGGCUGGACGUCCCUGCAGGGAUGGGAUGUCCCACGUUGUAGACCAAGACAUCUUGGGUUUCACUCCAGGCUGAAGUAUGAAGCUGAAUUCUGGCUUGAUAUCUCAAUUUGGGGGGUAACCCCCAAAAAUGUGAUGACCCAAAAAUCAUUGAACUUUUAAACCCACCUCAGCCAGUGCCUCAGUGUCCCCUAGAAACACCGACCCUGUAAUGAAGUCUGGUAAAGACACGAAGGAGAGCAGCGUUUCCAACCGCAGCAGCUGCCGAGAGCACAGCAAAGAAACUGGGGGACAUGGAGGAGGUGAACCCCAUCAUCCACGGAUGGGGCAUCUCUGCCCCAGCGCAGCCCCUUUGAGGACACGCCAUCGUGUUGGGGGGGACCGAGCCGCAAGUGCCGGGGGCUGCGGGUUGGCUUGGGACUCUGUGGGCUCCCCAAAGCUCAGCCACCCCAUUUCCCAUCUCCACGGGGCCUUUUUGCCAGCUGCCAAAUUCCCAUCCCGCUGGGAAAUGUGCCUGCGAUGGCCUUAAAGCGGGUUAAAAGGCUUCAAGUCAUUAUUUUUUAAAUGCAGCCACGCUUGGGCAGAGCUCAGAGCCCAGGACACAGAGAGGAUCGUGGCUUUUCUUAGCUUAGGUUUUGCUGAAUAAAAAAAAAAAAAAGAAUAUUCCUGGGGAAAAGGGGAUGCUGAUGGCAAACGCCGCACCGGAGCCCUUGCGAUGACACUGACCUAGAGCAUCACCCGCCUGCCCAUUUCAGCAGCAUCCCGGCAGGCACCCGAGGGCUGAUCCAGCUUCUCCGUGCGAUGGCAACCCCCCAAAAACCAGCUCCACCAGCCCCUCGUUUGGGUUGGGAAACGGGGGUCGAAUCCUGACCCAGGGAAACACCACCGGGAGCUUAUAUCUGCCCAUGCAGAGCCAUGCCGCAGCUGGGAUGCUCGGAGGGCUCUCUCUGUAUACUUAUAUAUAUAUAUAUGUAUAUCUCUCUGUCUAUAGCUGUAUGAAAUUAAAGUGACCACAGGUCACCCCAUCCCGCCCUCACCCCCCCCCCGCUAAAGCAGCCCCCUGCUAGCUGGUGUGUGAUGGAGCUCAGGCUCCUGCUGAAUCCGCCGGGUCCACAGCACCGGCCGGGACUUUACAAAGUGCUUCAGCCAGUAUUUCCAGCUCCAGCCCUCGUGAUUUUGGGCUUUUGAUGGCAUUUCUGUAUAGGAACUGUGCUUUCUAAAAAAAUAAAUAAAAUAAAAUAAGAGAUAACAAGCA
Aquila chrysaetos chrysaetos is the source of this 4785-nucleotide messenger RNA. RefSeq names its product opioid receptor delta 1 (gene OPRD1). Gene Ontology annotation, biological process: G protein-coupled opioid receptor signaling pathway; neuropeptide signaling pathway. The record is from RefSeq and is a predicted model, not a curated record. Bases 173 to 1285 code for a protein of 370 amino acids. Gene Ontology annotation, cellular component: membrane; neuron projection. Gene Ontology annotation, molecular function: G protein-coupled enkephalin receptor activity; neuropeptide binding. Lineage: Eukaryota; Metazoa; Chordata; Aves; Accipitriformes; Accipitridae. The transcript has 3 exons.